This is a messenger RNA of Penaeus monodon (black tiger shrimp), 915 nucleotides long. RefSeq names its product periaxin-like. The record is from RefSeq and is a predicted model, not a curated record. NCBI's taxonomy places the organism in Eukaryota, Metazoa, Arthropoda, Malacostraca, Decapoda, Penaeidae. Bases 1 to 915 code for a protein of 304 amino acids. The transcript has 2 exons.
AUGGCCCUCCGCCCAUCUGGCCACCCGGGCCGCUCCCCACGAGUGUGUAAUGGCCACAACUCCGACAUACUUGGGCCGCGGAAUGCGCUCAUGACACUUCCACUCGCUCCCGCCUCGUCGCCGGCCGGCUCGAUGGCGCGGGAAAGGCCGCGCGGCGGGGAAGCAAAUGGGGAGAGGAAGUCGGAGCCACCGCGAAAUAUCCUCCCGCGACCUCUGGGGGAAACAAACACAGAGGCGGCCGCUAUCUCGGACUCGACGAGCAUGCAAAGCAGCCGCGAGAGUGAGGCGAGACAGGCUAAUAAAGGAACUGGCCCUUUGCACCUCCCUCAGGCACCUGUCAUGCACCUCCCUCAGGCACCUGUCAUGCACCUCCCUCAGGCACCUGUCAUGCACCUCCCUCAGGCACCUGUCAUGCACCUCCCUCAGGCACCUGUCAUGCACCUCCCUCAGGCACCUGUCAUGCACCUCCCUCAGGCACCUGUCAUGCACCUCCCUCGGGCACCUGUCAUGCACCUCCCUCAGGCACCUGUCAUGCACCUCCCUCAGGCACCUGUCAUGCAUCUCCCUAGGGCACCUGUCAUGCACCUCCCUCAGGCACCUGUCAUGCACCUCCCUCAGGCACCUGUCAUGCAUCUCCCUUGGGCACCUGUCAUGCAUUUCCCUCAGGCACCUGUCAUGCACCUCCCUCGGGCACCUGUCAUGCAUCUCCCUCAGGCACCUGUCAUGCAUCUCCCUCAGGCACCUGUCAUGCAUCUCCCUCAGGCACCUGUCAUGCACUUCCCUCAGGCACCUGUCAUGCACCUCCCUCAGGCACCUGUCAUGCACCUCCCUCAGGCACCUCUCGUGCACCUCCCUCAGGCAUCUGUCAGCCACCUCUCAAGGAAGCUACUAUUUAUAUUCCCUCUCUAUGCCUGA